AUGCACAGCACUUGCUCUGAAAUUUGGGGACUGAGUACACCAAAUACCAUAGAUCAGUGGGAUACCACAGCCCUAUACAGCUUCUCUGAACAAACCAGGUCUCUCGAUGGCCGCCUUCAAGUGUCCCACCGUAAAGGGUUACCGCACGUUAUUUACUGCCGCCUCUGGCGCUGGCCAGACCUUCACAGUCACCACGAACUGAAAGCGAUUGAAAAAUUGUGACUACGCCUUUAACCUUAAGAAAGAUGAAGUGUGCGUCAACCCUUAUCACUAUCAGAGAGUGGAAACUCCCGUCUUACCACCUGUAUUAGUGCCGCGCCACACGGAGAUCUUAACAGAACUUCCCCCUCUCGAUGACUACACACAUUCCAUUCCGGAAAACACUAAUUUCCCAGCAGGCAUCGAGCCUCAGAGCAACUAUAUACCAGAAACUCCACCUCCUGGGUACAUUAGUGAAGAUGGAGAGACUAGCGAUCAGCAACUUAACCAAAGCAUGGAUACAGGGUCACCAGCCGAGCUUAGUACACUUUCUCCUGUCAAUCACAGCUUGGAUUUGCAGCCUGUUACUUAUUCUGAGCCAGCCUUCUGGUGUUCAAUAGCUUACUACGAGUUGAACCAGCGAGUGGGGGAAACCUUCCACGCAUCACAGCCUUCACUCACAGUUGAUGGCUUCACGGACCCAUCAAAUUCUGAGAGAUUCUGCUUAGGUUUACUGUCUAACGUGAAUCGGAAUGCCACAGUGGAAAUGACCAGACGCCACAUAGGAAGAGGCGUUCGGUUGUAUUACAUUGGGGGCGAAGUGUUUGCAGAGUGCCUCAGCGAUAGUGCUAUAUUUGUCCAGAGUCCAAACUGUAAUCAGCGGUAUGGAUGGCAUCCAGCGACCGUGUGUAAGAUUCCUCCAGGCUGUAACCUGAAGAUCUUCAAUAACCAAGAAUUUGCUGCCCUCCUUGCUCAGUCAGUGAACCAGGGAUUUGAAGCAGUUUACCAGUUAACCAGAAUGUGCACCAUCAGAAUGAGCUUUGUGAAAGGCUGGGGUGCCGAAUACAGGCGGCAAACAGUCACAAGCACUCCCUGUUGGAUUGAGCUUCACCUGAACGGACCUUUACAAUGGCUGGACAAAGUGUUGACUCAAAUGGGCUCACCUUCAGUCCGUUGCUCCAGCAUGUCCUAA
Staurois parvus is the source of this 1171-nucleotide messenger RNA. Lineage: Eukaryota; Metazoa; Chordata; Amphibia; Anura; Ranidae. The record is from the annotation of a GenBank genome assembly.